Molecule: messenger RNA, 1552 nt
Organism: Aspergillus pseudotamarii
Lineage: Eukaryota; Fungi; Ascomycota; Eurotiomycetes; Eurotiales; Aspergillaceae
Product: protein-lysine N-methyltransferase
Exons: 2
Coding region: 269-1291 (340 amino acids)
Source: RefSeq, a predicted model, not a curated record
UGCGGUAGCAGCGAAUAUCUGCGUCGACGAGGACAGGAAGUUGGGGGGGGAUUGUCGAAGUCGCUGUCGUUGGCGGGCUCGAAGUGGUCGGUCGUCAAAUCCCAAAGUGAUAAUUUUGCUUGUUGUGCAUGUGGGCUCGCUAAGGGCGCACUAACCCGCCUUCGGUAGGUCUGUGCACGUGACAGCCUUAUCCGCUAUCAAUUGAUCGUCCCCCUCAUUUUCAACGGAGUAUAAAAAAAGUCCCAAAGAGAAAAUAUUCCUCCCAAAAAUGUCUCAAGGUAACGAAAUACAUUCACUAAAGAAGCUUGCCGCGCAGUACUCUCAACAACUCGACCUAACUCAUCUCUCUCUCCCCAACACUCCCACCAUCGUCCGUCCCGACAUACAAUGCGCCAUCUACGAGCAUAUGUUCAACGAGGCCGCAGUAUGGCCCCUCCCACCAAUGGGCUAUCGCACACGCGUUCUAAAGACGAUCAUAGCACGGAUUGAAGAGGGAAUCACCGAUCCGGAGGAGGAUGAACUAAAUUCCGACCUCAUUGAAACUUGGACAAAUCUGAUCUCCCUCCCCAAACCCUCUCAAAUCCAGCAAGCCCAACAACUAACCUACAUUAAAUACACCGCCCCUGCCACCACCACCUCUCAAGGCCCCCAAACAGUGAUUACUUCGGAAUCGCGCGGCCUGAUCUACUCCUCUGGCACUACUGGCUUCCGCACCUGGGAAGCCUCCCUCCAUCUCGGAACAUACCUCUCCACACCCACCGGCGCAGCCCAUGUGACUGGUAAACGGGUGAUCGAGCUCGGCGCGGGAACAGGGUUCGUGUCAAUGUAUGCGGCGAAGUACCUGCGGCCGCAAUUUGUGCUUGCGACGGAUCGUGAGGGGACACUGAUCGAGAAUAUGAAGGAUAGCAAAGCGAGGAAUGGGCUAGGCGGGCAGUUUGGGGUCGGAGCUUGGGAAUGGGGAACGCCGUUGGGGUAUCCGGCUGAAGAUGAUACUGAGGAUAUAGCAAGGGAAGAUCUGUGUUUUGAUGUUGCACUCGGUGCGGAUUUGGUACGUUAUGUCUCGUUACUCAAGCUAAUUGGUGUUCCUGGUUCGAAGAGGUUAAUGGAACGUAGACCUAUGACACAGACUUACUUCCUCUAUUGUUUGCUACUCUUCAUGACCUUUUUGAUAACUACCGGGUCCGAGAAUUCAUUCUCUCAGCUACAUUACGGAACCAGCAGACCUUCCAGGCGUUUCUCGAUGCUUGUGGUAUUUGCUCCCUUCGAUAGUACUGCUUUGGGGCAGGGUUAGGGCACUGACUAUUUCGCAGACAACAACCGUUUUAAAGCAGUGUGUCUACCGUUUGAGUCGCCAGUGACGGAGAACCAGACCGGUUUUUUCCAUGAGACCGGGAUCCCAAUUCGAACCUACCGGGUCACGAGGUAGACAGCCUUUUCGCAAAAGAUUCCAUGCUCACGAGAAAGAACUUAUUUACGCUUACGGGUAGCUGAACCUAUCAAUGGGCCAAUAACAAAGAAGUAUCCUUAAGAUAUUAUAAAGAUUCUGCUAUAU